Oncorhynchus masou masou (cherry salmon) is the source of this 3345-nucleotide messenger RNA. Its product is annotated as zinc finger protein 501-like. The transcript is spliced from 3 exons. Gene Ontology annotation, biological process: regulation of transcription by RNA polymerase II. Bases 178 to 1482 code for a protein of 434 amino acids. Gene Ontology annotation, cellular component: chromosome. Gene Ontology annotation, molecular function: chromatin insulator sequence binding. The record is from RefSeq and is a predicted model, not a curated record. NCBI's taxonomy places the organism in Eukaryota, Metazoa, Chordata, Actinopteri, Salmoniformes, Salmonidae.
AGUACUUUUGAGUGUCAUGGAAAAUGUAUUGAGUAAAAAGUACAUGAUUGUCUUUAGAAUAGGAGUCGAGAAGGUCAGUGUGCAAAAUCUGGACAUGAUAGAUUGCGGCGAAAGAAAAAGAGUGUUAUAGACAAGAUAAAAACGUCAAGACAGAAGAGAGAAAGGCCAACUCCGAUUAUGUCUGAGGCUGGUAACAUCAAAAGUGAGGACAAACCCAAUCUACAGUCACUGGGUCCUGAUUGUGACAGUGGAGCCCAGUUUGCUCUGCAGGAUCCAGAGAUGGCAUCAGUGAAGCUGGAAGACUGCAGUCAAACACUGGAGCUGAAUGUCAACAUUAAAGAUGAAGAAGAGGAGGAAAAGAUUGGGAAAUCUCUUUCUCAUGGAGACCAUGUUGAGACAUUCUCUACAUCCAGAAAGCAACAGCAGGAAGAUCACAGAGCUAAGAGGUCUCACCAAUGCCCACAUUGUGAGGAAAUUUUCCCAAAACUAUCAAAGUUAAAAAUACACCUACAAAUACACACAGGGGAGACUCUGUAUUCUUGCACUGACUGUGGGAAGAGUUUCACAACAUCACAGGCUCUGACAGUUCAUCUGCGAGUCCACACUGGAGAAAAACCUUACUCCUGCUCUGACUGUGGGGAGAGUUUCUCGCAUCAGAGCAACUUAAAAACACACCAACGUAUACAUACAGGAGAGAAGCCUUACUCCUGCUCUGACUGUGGGGAGAGUUUCUCUCAACAGAGCAGCUUAAAAACACACCAACGUAUGCACACAGGAGAGAAGCCUUACUCCUGCUCUGCCUGUGGGAAGAGUUUCACCUCAUCAAGCAGCUUAAAAAAACACCAACGUGUACACACAGGAGAGAAGCCUUACUACUGCUCUGAUUGUGGGGCGAUUUUCUCUCAGCAGAGCAGCUUAAAGUCACACCAACUAAUACAUACAGGAGAGAAGCAUUACUUCUGCUCUGAUUGUGGAAAAUGUUUCACAAGAUCAGUUGAGCUAAGAGUUCAUCUGAGAACACACACAGGAGAGAAGCCUUACUGCUGCUCUGACUGUGGGAAGAGUUUCUCUCAACAGGGCCACUUAAAAUGUCACCAGCGAAUACACACAGGAGAGAAGCCUUACUACUGCUCUGACUGUGGGAGGAAUUUUUUUCAACAGAGUGGCUUAAAGUCACACCAACGUAUACACACAGGAGAGAAGCCUUACGCAUGCUCUGACUGUGGGAAGAGUUUUUCAAAUCAGAGCAACUUAAAAACACACCAACGUAUACAUAAAGGAGAGAAGCCUUACUCCUGCUCUGACUGUGGGAAGUGCUUCACAACAUCAACUGAGCUAAAAGUUCAUCAAAGAAGACACACAGGAGAGAAGCCUUACUUCUGCUCUGACUGUGGGAAGAGUUUCACCCGAUUGGCUACCUUAAAAACACAUCAAUGUAUACGUAAAGAAGAGAAUUCACAUCACUUGUCUCAGACCAGCUAAGAUUAAAGUCACUCCAUCAAUUAAUCCUCAUCUCAUAAAAGAAGUGGUAACAUUAAUAAAGAGUAACACUAUUGUAAUUAUAUUGUUUCUCACUGUGAGGGAACUGUGAAGAGGAAAGAGUGCGUUAUAGAAUGAUGUCAUUGGAAAGUAUCCUUUUUUUAAUGCACCAUUUGCACAUGUGUUGAUGUUGUGGUGGUGCUGGAGAUGAUGAAUAUGAAGUUGAAACAUUAUAGAAAUUUCCCUUUAAGACAAAAACGGGUCGGGGUGGAUGGGUCAGCAUAUAACAUGAAUAUCUUGCAACCCAAAGGUUAGUGUAUGUGGGCACCUGCUCGUGGAACAUCUCAUUCCAAAAUCAUGGGCAUUAAUAUGGACCUGGUCCCCCUUUUGCUGCUAUAACAGCCCCCAUUCUUCUGGGAAGGCUUUCCACUAGAUGUAACAUUGCUACGGGGACGUGCUUCCAUUCAGCCACAAGAACAGUAGUGAGGUUGGACGAUUAGGCCUGGCUCGCAGUCGAUAUUCCAAUUCAUCCCAAAGGUGUUUGAUGGGGUUGAGAUCAGGGCUCUGUGCAGGCCAGUCAAGUUCUUUCACACCGUUUUUGACAAAUCAUUUCUCUAUGGAUGUGUAUUUGUGCUUGGGUGUAUUGUCAUACUGAAACAGGAAAGGGCCUUCCCCAAACUGGUGCCACAAAGUUGGCAGCACAGAGUGAUCUAUAAUGUCAUGUUAUGCUGUAGCCUCAAGAUCUCCCCUCACUGGAACUAUGGAGCCUAGCCCGAACCAUGAAAAACAGCCUCACACCAUUAUUCCUCCACCAACCUUUACAGAUGGCACUAUGCAUUGGGGCAGGUAGCGUUCGCCUGGCAUCCACCAAACACAGAUUUUUCCAUCGAACUGCCAGAUGAUGAAGAGUGAUGCAUCACUCCAGACAACACGUUUACACUGCUUCAGAGUCCAAUAGCGGCGAGCUUUACACCCCUCCAUGCGCAUGGUGAUCUUAGUCUUGUGUGCGGCUACUCGGCCAUGGAAACCCAUUUCAUGAAGCCCCCGAUGAACAGUUCGAUUUUAUACUCCUGUCAGCAAUGGGUGUGGCUGAAGUAGCCAAAUCCACUAUUUUGUGUGUAUAUAUAGUGUACUUAGCAUGUUAAUUCAUGUUUGCAACAACAAAUUGGAAUUUGUCAAAUAUACGCAUCGCAAAUUCGUAACAUAUUGUACGAAUUGUCAUUCAUACAUCUUAGAAAUCGUAUUACAUUCAUAGGCCAAUGUAACAUAACAUACUGCAUCAUACUAAAUUGAGUGGUAUGGUUUUGCUCUGACACCAAGUUCUCCCUCUGCAGUUCUCUGUUGAAUGAGCUAGUAGACACAUGUAUCAGAUAAAGAUGGUGUGAUGAUCAGUUCUCUGUGGGAAUGAGCUAGUAGACACAUGUAUCAGAUAGAGAUGGUGUGAUGAUCAGUUUUCACCAUUACUUUGGGUGGAUACUUUUUUACUACAUAAUGACUUUUGUUUAAUGAUACACAGGCUAUGAAAUGACUUCCCUGUUUAUUAAAUUGUCUUUUAAAACUAGAUUAAUUAUUAUAGUAAUUGAUCAUUAAUACAUUUGGAUAACUGUAAUGAACUUAAUUUAUCUGCUAAUGAAAAAUAAACAUUCUACAUGAAUUUUUGCUAGUCAACCUUUGUUUUUUGGGUUAUCUAUACAGAAAAUACAAUGUUAAUUUCUAAUUGACAUGUUUAUCUACUCAAAACAUGUCACUACACCUUUACACAUCACCAUGGGGACAAGCCAAUUUGCUAGCCACCAGUAAUUGCUACAAUGCACACAUAGAUGUUUUGCAGUAGAAAAGACUUACAUAUGUUUCUUAUUAAAUAAC